Diabrotica virgifera virgifera (western corn rootworm) is the source of this 868-nucleotide messenger RNA. RefSeq lists its product as uncharacterized. The transcript has a single exon. Bases 44 to 802 code for a protein of 252 amino acids. Lineage: Eukaryota; Metazoa; Arthropoda; Insecta; Coleoptera; Chrysomelidae. The record is from RefSeq and is a predicted model, not a curated record.
GUGUUGAUAUCAGUCAUCCUCCAGCUGCAUCAACUAAAAGAUCAUGUGGUUUGCACGAGCAUCAUUCGCAAUCGCCUUAUUGACAUGUGUUUUUGCCGAAGAACUUAAACAUAAUAGUGACAGAAGUGAUUAUAAAAGGUCGUUCGCUAAAGACUGUGAUAAUACGUUUUCGCUAACAUGUUUAAAGUUGAAUAUCGUCGGUUGGGUUGACAAACUUAACGAAAAUGAAAACUUAAGUGUGUUCCCUGGUGUUUCGAUAGUGCGUGAAAAUGCUAGUGCAGCGGGUAAUAACGCGGAGGUAGUGGCGGAUCUCGCUCGGGAAUUUCCCAACGAUCCUGAUAAGAGGCUGGAUGCUUUUUUACUAAACAAGGUCCAAGGGUUCCUCAACAGCCACUCUAUCAAAGUUAACUUCGGCGGAGAGGAGCCUGAAGACGAAAAUGCUGUCGUCGGCCGUAAGAAGAAAGGAAGGAGAGGAGGUGGAAUGGGAAUGAUGUUCGCUGCAGCUGCCAUGAUGAAAAGUACCCUGUUCGCCAUUGGUAUGGGAGCCCUAGCCGCCCUUGCCGGUAAGGCUUUGAUGACAAGUUUAAUCGCCUUGAUGUUAUCUGCUAUCAUUGGUCUUAAAUCUUUGUCUGGAGGAGAUUCCAAAACCACGUAUGAGGUAGUUUCCAAACCAGUGUACACUCAUUCUAGUUCGCAUUCGUCUGGACAUGAGGACUACCACCAUGGGUCUGGGGGAUAUGGUAGGAGUUUUGAUGUGAUGCCAUUACCACUCGGUUUGCAGCCAGGAUACAAACCAGCUUAGGAUUUUUCAAUUUAUUUAUUGUUAUUUAUUUUGACUUAAUAAAUUAUUUAUUUAUUUUUUUCAGUA